AGCAAUUCUAGCUACACGAUCGAGUGCAGAUAGGGAGCGCAACAAGACAACCAUGUCGUCGAGGCAGGAGCAGCGAGUGGCCAGCGCCGAGGGCGAGGCGCAAGCGCAGCGAGCCGGCGAGCAGAUCGCGCGCGCCGAGGCGCACGCCCGUGAGGCGGCGCGGGAGAUCGCGCACGAGCGCACCGAGCGCGCGCGCGUGGUCGGCGCUGGCGGGCUCGAGGAGACGGCGGAGACACAGCGGCGCCAGCCCGAGGAGCGGCACCGCGCCGGGAUCCUGGAGACCGUGCAGCAGGGCGCCAGGUCCCUGGUGAGCGCCGUCGGCCGCACGCUCGGCGUCGCCAGGGACACCACCACGGACAAGGCGAGCCGGGCGGGCGAGGCCACGUCGCAGAAGGCGAGCGAGACGGCGGGGGCGACCAGGGACAAGCUCGGCGAGUACAAGGACUACGCCGCUGACAAGGCGACGGGGGCGAAGGACGCCGCCGCCAAGAAGGCCAGCGAGGCGGCGGAGGCGACGAAGGGCAAGCUUGGCGAGUACAAGGAUUACGCCGCGGACAGGGCCACCGGGAUGAAGGACACCGCCGCGCAGAAGGCUGGGGAGACGGCGGAGGUCACCAAGGACAAGGCUGCGGCGAUGAAGGAUGCGGCCGCGCAGAAGGCUGGGGAGACGGCGAAGGUCACCAAGGACAAGGCGGUGGCGGUGAAGGAUGCCACCGCGCAGAAGGCCGGGGAGACAGCCGAGGCGACCAAGGACAAGGCUGCGGCGAUGAAGGACGCCGCCGCGCAGAAGGCCAGCGACUCCGCAGAGGCGGCGAAGAACAGGGUCGGGGAGUACAAGGAGAGCGCCGCGCAGGCAGCCAUGGAGACGAAGGACUCGGCGACAGAGAAGGCGAGCCAGACGGCGGAUGCCGGCAAGAACAAGCUAGGGGAGUACCGCGACGCUGCGGCGGAGAAGGCCAAGAACGCCAAAGACACCACCAUGGACAAGGCAAGGGAGUACGGAGAGGGAGCGGUGGGGAAAGCGCGCGAGACGACGGAGGCCGCCUCGUCGAAGGCCAAGCCGAGCACGGAGGAAUUCGGCGAGGCUGCGGGGGACGACCAGGCCAUGGAGGAGGACACGACGAAGUCCCCGGAGGAGAAGCUCGAGGAGUACAAGCAGUCGGCCGCCAGCGCGGCCGGCAAGGCCAUGGAGUCCCUGACCUUGCGAACGGAGGAGGCCAAGGAGCAGUCCGGCGCGAGCGAGGCGACGGAGGAACUGGCGCGGCAAGAGCUGGGAGCGACAAGGCAGCGGAUGGAGGAGGUGGCAGAGGGCGAGCGGCGCUGGAAGGAGGGGGGCAAGUGAACGAAGGGCCGUGCCGGUGCAGCUUGCAGCGGACAGGAGCGUCGAAGAAGACGGCACGCCAUGGCUCUGAUCUGAAGCAGUCCAUGGAGGACAUGUUCUCUAGGGGAAUCUGUUUUUUUAGCAGAAAAAUGGAGUGUGUGCGUGUGUUAUCUUUCCCAGCAUCAACUCACGUGUCGGAUCGAUGUAUAAAAACAACUUCUGAACUUUGUGGAUUUCGUUCGGAAAAAAGAAGGAACUUGUUGACUCGUG
Molecule: messenger RNA, 1591 nt
Organism: Setaria italica (foxtail millet)
Lineage: Eukaryota; Viridiplantae; Streptophyta; Magnoliopsida; Poales; Poaceae
Product: late embryogenesis abundant protein 1
Exons: 2
Coding region: 53-1342 (429 amino acids)
Source: RefSeq, a predicted model, not a curated record